Megalops cyprinoides (Indo-Pacific tarpon) is the source of this 483-nucleotide messenger RNA. RefSeq lists its product as uncharacterized. The record is from RefSeq and is a predicted model, not a curated record. The transcript is spliced from 5 exons. The coding region runs from base 4 to 483 and encodes 159 amino acids. Lineage: Eukaryota; Metazoa; Chordata; Actinopteri; Elopiformes; Megalopidae.
GGUAUGUGCUGGCCCGGGACGAAGAGCAGAGGACGCCCGAAGCCCAGCCGGCACAUAUUCUCCCACGUCCAGGCGCUGCAUCCACGGACCCUACUGCUCCUUCUGACGCCGAGCUGCUGGCCGCUGCCAUGGAGGUCGACUCUCCCAGCUCAUCCAGGGACGCCGAUCCCCCCAGGACCCCCGCCCAGCCAUCGUUCUCCGGCGCAGAGCUGCUGCCACGCGCCUGGAGGCUUACGCUGCCGGAAGAGCAGCACGAUUGGGUGGGCCGGGCAUUGUUCAGGAGGACAGCCAGCGGGCGCCCGGCCCAUCUACACGCAGCCACCCGCCACAGCCCACCCCUUCUUCCAGCGCCCCUUCUGCCUGUGGCUGCCCUACAGGAUGUGGGCAUACCACUUCCGCUGCCCUGCCUGUGGGGGCAAGCUCGUGGGCGCUGGGCUGUAUAAGACCGUCCGGAGUGACGGUAGCCACAAGUAUCCUCAAUAG